Molecule: messenger RNA, 880 nt
Organism: Erpetoichthys calabaricus (reedfish)
Lineage: Eukaryota; Metazoa; Chordata; Cladistia; Polypteriformes; Polypteridae
Product: histone H2A-like
Exons: 1
Coding region: 311-820 (169 amino acids)
Cellular component (GO): nucleosome
Molecular function (GO): structural constituent of chromatin; DNA binding; protein heterodimerization activity
Source: RefSeq, a predicted model, not a curated record
CAGAAUAAGGCACGGAUUAUACAGCCGUCCGUGUUCAAAUGGUUAUUCAAACCCACGCAUAGUGCAUUGAUUAACAAUAUAUUUUUAUAAUAGCUUAAAAAAUACAAUAUAUCAGUUUAAUUAAACACAAGAGGAGAGACAUAACGUGUAAAAAUAAAUAUGUUUAUGUGUACAUUUAAAACACAGAUGCGAUCAAAACAAUUUAAAGGGUACCUUGUACUUUUUUCACGGAGCUGUAUUUUCGAACUUGAAGCAUAAUUCGAUGUGAUUCGAGGGCCAAGCCCUGGGCCAGCCCCCACCCUAGUGACGUAUGAGCACAUGCAAAUCAGCAGUCAGCUCGAUCAGCUCGUCUCGCCCCAAGGAGGUAUUUAUAAAAGCGCAACGGCGGCCGCCUCGAGCAUUUUUUACUGAAGUUAAGUGUGCAUAUUGUAAGAUGUCUGGAAGAGGAAAGACCAGCGGUAAGGCACGCGCCAAGGCUAAGACUCGUUCUUCUCGAGCUGGGUUGCAGUUCCCCGUCGGCCGUGUUCACAGGCUUCUGAGGAAAGGCAACUAUGCUGAACGUGUAGGUGCUGGUGCUCCAGUCUACUUGGCUGCUGUGCUCGAGUACCUGACCGCCGAAAUUCUUGAGUUAGCCGGGAAUGCUGCCCGUGACAACAAGAAAACCAGAAUCAUCCCUCGCCAUCUGCAGUUGGCUGUGCGUAACGAUGAGGAGCUCAACAAGUUGCUUGGUGGCGUCACCAUCGCCCAGGGUGGUGUGCUGCCAAACAUUCAGGCUGUGCUUCUACCCAAAAAGACCGAGAAACCAGCUAAGAGCAAGUAAGCCGAAGCGAUCAAUUAGUCGACACCAACGGCUCUUUUCAGAGCCACCCAUCUUUUCAGA